GUGGCCUUACGCACAGUCCGCCGACAAUGUGCUCUUGCCCCGCAGGCUCUCUACCGAAUCCAUCUACCAGUAUAACCCGCUGCUUUGUUUGAUCUUGGUCAUCUGUACCCACCGGAUAUGCAUGACGAAGUGAUUGCUCCCAACCCAUCACCGGAUUCUGAGAGUCUAGUAAAGCGUCUUGCCGGACCAUCAACAACAAAAGCCGGUCUUGCAAAGGACCAGUCUGAGAUCAACCGUAUCAUUGCGGAAGUAUCGAGGGGCUCAAAGUUCUACGAGAAUGAGAAGCGGAAGGACAAAGAUUUGACGGAGAGGAUCGCUCGCAUGCUGAAGCAGCGUGAUGAGGUUCUGAAGGGUGUUGAUCUUCCCAGCGUGGAACAGGGGGUGGAUCAGUUGCUGGCUCGAAUGGAACAGCAUCGCGACCUAAGCCAGACAAUCGUCCACGUCGAUAUGGACGCCUUCUAUGCAAGCGUGGAGCUACUGGAUAAUGCAAGUCUCAAGGGAAAGGCGUUUGCGGUAGGCAAAGGGGUCCUGACCACUGCGUCGUAUGAAGCACGCAAAUUUGGCGUGCGAUCCGGGAUGGCAUCUUUCGUAGCGAGGAAAUUAUGUCCUGACCUGAUCCUCGUGGAGAACCGCUUCGGCCGCUAUACGGAGAUGUCUAAGCAGGUAAUGGAUGUAUUCCGGAGGUACGACCCCAACAUGUGCGCUGCAGGAUGCGAUGAGGGAUACUUGAACAUCACUGCCUACUGUGAGGACCAUCAAUUGACUGUCGAGGAAUGCGUGCGGCAGAUGCGGGAAGCAGUCAAGCAGGAAACUGACCUUACGGUCAGCGCCGGAAUAGCUCCGAACAAGAUGCUCGCAAAGAUCUGCUCAGACAAGAAUAAGCCGAAUGGGCAGUUCAAACUCGACUUCAAUCCAGAGGCUAUCAAGGCUUUCAUGCAUGACCUAUCGAUUCGCAAAGUGCCCGGUGUCGGUCGAGUGAACGAACGGUUGCUCGAUUCUAUAGGCAUUAAGACAUGUGGAGAUAUCUUCACCCACAGAGCCAUCGUUGCGAUGAUGGAUAAGCAGUUCGGUCUUCAUUUCCUCUUGCAAGCCUACCUGGGAAUUGCUUCAAAUGACGUCCAGCCCGGGCAACGUGAAGAACGGAAGAGCAUCGGCGCAGAACGCACGUUUACCCCCCUCAAAGAGCAAAGCAAGAUUCUUCAGAAGCUGGAGGAGGUUGCGGCAGAGCUUGAGAGCGACAUGAAUGAUGGCGGGUGGACAGGCAAGACGGUGACUUUGAAGUAUAAACUAGAUACAUAUCAAGUCUUCACGCGUGCCAGGUCAUUUGACAGAUGUAUAUCUACAAAUAAAGAAGACCUAUUUGCGAUCGGCAAAGAUCUCCUCAUACCGGAGCUUCCCUUAACCCUUCGAUUAAUUGGCCUGAGAGUAACAAAGUUGAAAGAUUUAAGAGCGGAAGUGGAGAACAACUCUGGCGGAAUCAAGAGAUUCUUCGAGUCCGCCAAUUCAGCAGAGUCAUCCAGGAAUUUGAAGAAAGCACGCGUCGAGGCCGAACAAUGGGAGGAAGAGCCUCAUUUGACUCAGGACGGUUAUCAAGAUGCGAUGCCCGGCUACCAUGAACAUGGCGAUUUGGACGACGAUUUGAAUGUAGAUCACUCGUUCGAUGAUCAUAUAGACGGGAACUCGAGCGAUGUGCAGCAACCGUAUAUUCCACGAGGAAGCCCACAGAGGCCACCAAGAUCUCCCAAGUCGGCUCCUUCCUCAUCCAUUAGGGCACGGACUUAUAAGCCGACGUCGUCUGGGUCGCAAAAACCUCGUAGUGCCUACGCUCCACCUACAUCUGCGUUGGAAUCUAACGAACCACCAUCGGACUCAACGUCUCAUCUACCAGUGGAAGAAGUCAAAGAGCAGGACGGAGUCACGUCAAUGCUCACCUGCCCAGUCUGCGGGAAGAGCAUGCGGACCGACAACAUCGGUCUCAACUCCCACAUAGACUUCUGCCUAAGCGAAGAUGCCAUCAAGGAAGCUCAGGUUUCCGCCUCCGUUCCCGUCCCGUCAAAGGGAUUUCGCCCGCAUGAACGUCGUAAUGGGAGUGACAAUAACAUAGGCAGAAGGAAAAGGUCAUGACGCAUGCCGUCGUCUAUCUACAUGCACCACAUUACUAUCUAUAUAGCCAUCAUGGAUUUAUCAUGUAUUUCUAACGUCCCUUGUAUGUACCGCACGCAGUCAUCGUCACACUGCCCCAGCUUAUAAUGGAACCCACAGUUGACUGCAAGUAGUCAUUCUCUUGCGCUCCAGUCAUCGCAACUGCUAGUCUGGCUGUACGAUUUGCAGGGACUUAGCGGAGACACAUGCACCAAUCGUGCAGAUAUUGGAAUUGAGCGACGAUCGUCACGCGUGACCGACAUCUUUACCUACAGC
Molecule: messenger RNA, 2418 nt
Organism: Laetiporus sulphureus 93-53
Lineage: Eukaryota; Fungi; Basidiomycota; Agaricomycetes; Polyporales; Laetiporaceae
Product: DNA/RNA polymerase
Exons: 16
Coding region: 118-2124 (668 amino acids)
Biological process (GO): error-prone translesion synthesis
Cellular component (GO): nucleus
Molecular function (GO): damaged DNA binding; DNA-directed DNA polymerase activity
Source: RefSeq, a predicted model, not a curated record